GAGCCAACAAGCCUUGUGCGCAGCCAAAACAUAAGAAGCCAAGGGCUGUCUUCUGCGUUUCCCUACGUAUCACCGCCAGUAUUUGACACAUGGGUGACGAGAAGAAAAAGACGUCGCGAUCACCGCUGGCCGCCGCAGCUUACGGCGGUCCCGUGGACGGCAACAGCUUGGAAAGCGUCACGCCGCUAAGUUUGGAGCCCGAGUGGGACCCGUACGUCCACCGCAAGUAUGGCGUUGGCCUACAGCCGAUCGUGGGAGUGCUGCGCAACGACCGAACGCCGCUUAAUACUCCAUAUACACCACAGCUCAUGAAACUGCAUUUAAAGCGCCAUGAGGCGUAUGAUGAACGCCACGAGUACAAUGAGCGGCCUGGCAAGCAGCUUGUGACUACGGUCAAGUCCAAGAUUGUACUGGUCAUGCAGCCUGUGCACAAAAUACGGGCUGCUGUGGAGCGCAUUGUGGCGAUGGUUGUGCCGAGAUUUGUCCAAGAAACGACGUUGUUCUACGCCCAUUGAUCGUCUGGCACUUCACUUCCGUGGUGUGUGUGCCGUUCGUUAUUAUGCUGAGCCCGAUGCUUAUCGCACUCAGUAUUUGCACGUCGCCCAUUUGGAUCUCCGGCGUUGCAGUUCUUUUCGUUCGCCUGUUCAUGCGG
Messenger RNA from Phytophthora infestans T30-4, 652 nucleotides. RefSeq lists its product as uncharacterized. Bases 90 to 515 code for a protein of 141 amino acids. The record is from RefSeq and is a predicted model, not a curated record. Lineage: Eukaryota; Oomycota; Peronosporomycetes; Peronosporales; Peronosporaceae. The transcript is spliced from 5 exons.